Messenger RNA from Diuraphis noxia (Russian wheat aphid), 1772 nucleotides. RefSeq lists its product as uncharacterized. The record is from RefSeq and is a predicted model, not a curated record. Gene Ontology annotation, cellular component: membrane. Lineage: Eukaryota; Metazoa; Arthropoda; Insecta; Hemiptera; Aphididae.
UAAUUUUUUAAAUACAAAUAUUAUUUUUUAAAUGAAAAUGUUUCAACUUUAGACUUUGAUUAAAAUACCGUUUGAAACAAUUAUUGAGUGUUGUGUAGUAGAUUGAAUAACUUUAAUGUAUAUUAAUAGAAUUAAUGCGAUCAAACRGAUCGGUCGAAAACAACUAUACCGYUCCAUUAAAAAUGCUUUUGCUGCCAUGGUCGUGUUUUAUAUAUAUAUAUAGACAUCUCUCUUUGUCAGUCGCGUGUUUUUUAUCUAUAUUCGCAUUCUCCCCAGAGAAAUUUAUAAUUCAAAAGGUUCGGUCAUYGAACUAACAACCCCCUUCGUUAUUACUCUACAUACGAAAUGCUUUUGAACGAUGUACAGUUUUCCAUUAGUCAGUUUAUGCGUGCAUCGUCAUGUGCGACCCUUUCCGCGUAAAUGACACAGCCGUCGCCAUGCUUGUGUUCGGCUCAUUUGACCGACAUCGGCAAAAGGCUGUAGCCGUCACGUGUACAACUUACCUAUUAAACUUCAAUAAAACAUAUUUUAAUAAMAUUAUGUAUUACACCGCACGCUUGGUCGUCUCUGGGGACGAUGUUUAAAUGUAUACUAUCUCUGCCACGGAACAGACCAUCUUUGUAAUAAGACAUAAUAUUGUACAACUUUGAGCAUUCUCCAUUUCGCCGUGGUGUACCAGGUGCCUGCAGAACAGUGAUGCAGCGGGGCCCAGCCCAAUUGAGUUCCGUGUCAGACCUGUACGUUAGCGACGAAAUAUCGGUGCUGCUCGAAGAGAUCCACGACUUGGAACCGAAGGGCAACAUCGCUCCUAUCGACGACGAACAAGAGUUUGAGAUCAACGGCAGCCAGACGGGAGGCUCGUGGCUGGAAGUCACCAACAGCAUGGCGGGCACACCGGGAUCGUGGGAUUCGCACGCCAACUACAAACACCAAGAGGCGUCUAGGGCCAGAUACAACGGGGUGGUGUUGCACUACGACAAGAGGCCAAUGAAGACACCGUCGGGCGUCAUCCGAGUACUACUGUUGGUCACCUGUGUCUUGUGCAUGUUAUGCCUGUGCUUUGCCGGCACUUCCAGGUUGGCGUUGUUCAUGUUGCCAAUGCUUAAUCGCAUACGGUUCAUACUGUUUGUCACAUUGUUCAAUUUUCUAGUGACUGGAGCUAUUCUUUUUUUGGACGUCACACACACCGUAUACUUAUUUCCGUUCAACUGGGGAAAAUUGAAUGUACUGUUCUACGUCAUGAUGACCAUAUUGUGUCUCACAAGCUCCUCGCUAGUCCUUCAUCAAGUAUAUUCAUUUCAUGAGUUUUAUACAUGGGUACCACGUACUACACGUCAUCAAUUGCUCGUKGCUGCAGUAUUGGGUUAUUUGUGCGCACUGGAAACGUUGUUGCUGGCUUUGCUGAGUCGCUGUGAUGGUUUAGGCGGCCUACAUUACCGCCAAGUUAAAGAUGAUAUGACAAGUCCUCCAAAUACAUUGCCUCUGCGUCAAAGAAUUCCACCGCCGCCCACUGUAGUAUAUUCACCAUCACCGUCUCCUUCAUUUUGCUUACGWUCCAUCAACCCCAAAUCAUAAUCACUAGCAUAUAUACCUAUAUGAAACAAAUAUUUAAACCAGAAACAUACAACUAUAAACUACUUUCCAUAAGUCUUAAUAUAUAAUGUUUACAGUAUGUAUUGUAGUCUUGUGUAUGGUAUUGAAUUACGACCAAUUUAUAAAUUAUAAGAAAUUCUCCAAAAAUACUUCAUAUAUUUUUGUAUUGCUGAAAAUAU